AUGCGAAGCUACAUCGCGAUCUGCAUCAUCAUCUUCAGCAACUUCUCCCUCCUACUCCUCAACGCCGCGGAGAAGUUCUCUAAUGACUCCCGCUCCGGCAGCAGCAAUACAAACGACACGUACUACGGCUACACGCGCGACGAGGCGACCAACUACUACCCCAGCCUCAAAAACUCCAUGCGGAUGAACUUAGAUAUCGGCACGUCAAUACUGAACCUGUUCGAGAUCAUCAUGUCAUUGUUGGGGAAAGGCAAGCUCAGCCCUAUUGUGCUGUGCGUGACGGCGGCCGUGAAGACGACCGCGUGGUUCAUCUUGCGGAUCUUGGGGACUCGCGCCAACCUACAGCUCCGUACCGUUCUAGUCAAUACCUUUGUCGGGUUUGCAAUUUGGCUCCUGAGUCUGCUGCAGCUGGGGCUCGCUGCGUAUGUUGGGCAUGAGGUGCGCAAGGGACGGCUGCCGAGGAAGACGCCCGAGGACAACGGCAAUGACAUGGGACUUCGGGAUAAACACCUGAACCAGGACUCCGGGCGGCAGUCGGUUGGAGAGCUAGAAUAUUGCUUCUGCAACACCACCUCUAUCUCACGGCCCUCAAAAAAUCCAAAAAACCUACCAUGCCCGAGCUUCCCACAUCUGCCCACCAUGGAACUCAUGUACGCCCGCCUCAUCACGCCCUCCAAUAUCGGCAUCAUCACCAUCUACCUGGCCACCACCCUCGUCCUCCUCGCCCUCCCCCAUCGCGAGCGCAUCGCGCAACUGAUCCAUAUGCACCUGAUGGACGAUAUCAUGAUCUUACGCGAGGCACUCUACAUGAUCGGCAUAGACAUAUACCCGUGGCUCAUCCCCGCCGCUGCAGCCGCAUGCUGCGUCGGUGUCUGCGUGUUGGUCUGGUACCUGCCGCUGGGGCUGGCCGGCAGCUGCCUCGUCGGGUUUUUCUUGGUCACGCUGGUUGUGCUGCUGGUUGCGCUGCCGGCUUGGAUGUUCUGGGAGUGCUGGCAUGCUGACAUGAAGGAAAGGCGACGGCAAGUACGGAAAGCAUACGGGCAUAUACGCUUCAUGCGCCGCCUCGUAGAAGGCCCCGACUGGCCGACUCAAACCCCCUGGAAGCAGAUCUUCUGGCUCGCUGACGCCUCCUACCGAAAUCUGGGCGGGAAUUGGAUGGAGGACAUUGUCACUGAUUUCGGGCUUGCAGCUUACGGCGCACCGGCCACGUACCGAGAGGCGCAACUCGCCACGGUCACAAUGUUUCGGGAACGGCUUGGCGAUUAUAUCGAGAUGGUCGAAGCUUGA
Messenger RNA from Anthostomella pinea, 1287 nucleotides. Lineage: Eukaryota; Fungi; Ascomycota; Sordariomycetes; Xylariales; Xylariaceae. The record is from the annotation of a GenBank genome assembly.